AUGGAGCCGUGGGGCGGGGCUUGGCCGGGGAGGCGCCUCGAUGCCGCAUCACCCCCCGUCCACGAGGAUUCCACGAUCGGCCGACAGAUGUCUCUGUUCGCCGCUGCCGCCUACCCGUCUCCCCAGGCGAUUACAUACGCGUGCUGUGGGCCCGUGUCGAUGGUGACAGAACGCUGGUACAACUCCUCUGGCGAGGGGAGCGGAAGCUACGCCGACAACGUCGGAGCAGGCAACGACGUCUCCAACAACGUGACCGAAAUCCCUCAAUUUUUCCCGCCUCCGAUCGACCAUCACCAUCUCCACGGUCAUCAGGGCCAGGGGAUCGGGACACCCCGAGCUCGAUAUUACGCCCAUCCCUCCCACGGUCCCUAUCCCUCUGCCUCCACGCACGCGGCGGUGGCGGCAGCGGCGAUGGGCGGUGGGGGGAUGGUGCGAGCCCUCCACGGUUGGUUCACAGCCACCAGUCCAGCUGGGUCAGCCAGUUCACCGAGUGGAGAGGGGAAAAGCGACCAUUCCACUUCAUGGAAUUGUUUUCCCAAUCCCAAAGCCUAUCAUCCCUCCUCCUCCUCCUCAUCCACGUCUCCCUCCCCCAGCAACAAUUCCUAUAACCCGGCCUCGAUAAACCCAUUCCCGUUCCCGCCGACGCCACCGAAAGAUGGUGGGUCCACCCCCGAUACCCCGGCCGGUGGAGACAACUCCGCCUGGAAUAACACCAACAACACUAACAAUGAGGAUCAGGACGUGAAGCCGAACCUGAUGAUGACUUCCAUAGGAGCAAUGGUUCAGGCAGCAGCGGCCUGUGUGAAACCAGGAAGCAUAGCAUCUCAACGGGAAGGUACUUCGUCCUCCACUUCCAAUCCCUCUUUGAUCCAGUCAUCGAAUUCCUAUACCUCUUCCUCCUUCUACCCGAAUGUCUCCUCGAAUUCCAAUUAUUACCCGUCCCCUUCUGAGUCCUACCUCCAUAGUCCCUUCAAUUCCGCGUCGAAAGCCGCGAGUAUCUCCAGCGUGAAGCCUAAAACCAAGAGCCGAAGUAUGGCCGAGGGGCGCGAGUGCGUGAAUUGCGGGGCGACGAGCACGCCGCUCUGGCGACGUGAUGGCACGGGCCACUACUUAUGCAAUGCCUGUGGCCUCUACCACAAAAUGAACGGCCAGAAUCGACCUCUCAUCAAACCUAAACGACGACUGAGUGCAUCUCGUCGAGCAGGGACGAGCUGCUCCAAUUGCAAAACAACGACGACGACACUGUGGAGGCGGAAUCAGCAUGGGGAACCAGUCUGCAACGCCUGCGGACUUUAUUUCAAGCUCCACAACGUCAGUUUCAAACCCACUUUAUAUAUAUUUUUUUAUUUUAUACUUGUCGGGGAGGGAGGGCGUGGGAGUGCCUGGUGGUUUGGCCGGGUUGAAAAAAAAGUAAAUCCAUCAAUUUCGAAAAUAAUUCCCCCCUUGCCUUUUCUCGAAAAGGUAAACCGACCGCUGACGAUGAAAAAGGAAGGGAUCCAGACACGGAAUCGGAAGCUGUCGGCAAAAUCGAAGAAGAAAAAGAACGGGUUGACCUUCCCCGACAUCCUGAAACCCUUGGACGGGAAAGGUGGCUUCCCGGGCUUCGGAGCGACGGGUGCGACCACGCACGGAUACCCUCACGCCUCCUACAUGUACGGGGCCGGAGCGGCCGCAGGGAUGGCAGGGAUGGCUGCGGCUGCCCACCAUCAUCAUCACAGUCAUGGGCAUGGUGGGACGAUGGGCGGAGGGGGGCUGGGAGUGGGGUUGGGACACCAUCCCCAUUCCGGGUUCACGGGACAUAUGGCUAUGGCCGGCUCCCUCGCCGCUGCCGGCUUCCCCGCUACCAAUCUCUCCUUCACCUCCCCUACCACCCUCGCAUUGUCGCACUCCAACUCCAUG
Darwinula stevensoni is the source of this 1899-nucleotide messenger RNA. The record is from the annotation of a GenBank genome assembly. NCBI's taxonomy places the organism in Eukaryota, Metazoa, Arthropoda, Ostracoda, Podocopida, Darwinulidae.